CAUUGCUACACUUGCCACAUGCGCAGACGAGCCAACUGAGGAAAAAACCGCGCCGGGGUAGUUAACCGGAACCGCUUUGGUUUGUAAGUUCCGGAGAUCGUGCCAGUCGUAACAUGGCGGUCGAUGCUUGUUUUACAUGGACGGAAUGAAACCGGAAGCAGCGUGGUCGGAGGGAUCCUGUGCCUGACGUGUGAAAUAAGAAAAUGUCCUUAAGUAUGCUUCCCACACAAGCACAGUAGUGCAUACAUAGGAGUUGAGCUCAGACAACACAAACAGCACUUUCAAGUGCCUUUGUCGCCUGCGCUGACAUCCCGCCGACUUCUUCAGAUUGUGCUCCGCAGCAGAACCCCGGGAUUCAAAGAUGGAAGAAUUAAGCGACCAGUCAUGUGAUCUGAUGGAGGAGCCGGAUCAGUACAAAGGGAUUUUUCUGAAGAAGAGGCGCGUGGGACUGGCGAACAAAAGUUCUUCUUCUAUAGCCAUCUCGUUCCGCAGAACUACCGAUCUGUGUUUCAGCCUCAUUCAUCAAGCUAUGUCCCAGGGCGAAUGGGUGAGGGCGGCCGAUCUUAUGAUGAGCUAUUUUCAAACUCUCGAAGAUCGCACGACCGCAAGACAGAGGCAAGCUCCGGAGGUAAUUUGGAGGCUGGGAAAUGAGAUUCUCUUAAAUCACCCGAAAAGCACUAUGGAAGAUGUCAGCUUUUUCAACGAGGCCAUGAAGAACGUCGGGGUAAAGAAUUACGUCAAGAUAACUCUGGAGCAGUUCUACUAUCUUGUGUGCCACGGCCAGCCAGAGGACGCCUGCCGGACCCUGACGCUCGCGGGGAUCUGGCGGUACGGAAAGAUCUCCGCGUCGGAGAAAAAGAACAUUACGCUCAUACAGGCGUACAAAGCGCUGGUGGAAUUUAACACCUGGUUGGACAAACAAUCAUCGGCGAGUGAGGAUGAUGUCGCUUGUGCGUCUCAGGCCCUUGAGGGUUUGCUCAGACAGACAGCUGCUGGUUUUGAAGAGCUCAUUAAAUAUCCCGGCAUUUGGGACCCCUUUGUUCUCUGCUACGUACAUCUUCUAGAGCGGUCUGGAAAGCGGGAAGAGAUUGAAAAGGUUUUGACAGACUAUGCUUAUAACAGCAGAAAUCCUGCGAAUCCGAACGCCUACGUCUACCUGUAUGAUUUCCUCAAACGCAACGACGCUCCGCGCAAAACCCUCAUCAAGACAUUGGAGGCUUUGCACUGCCGGGUCCCAUCGCACAAGCUCAUGCUGGAAUUCAGCCAACUCCUUGAAAAAUCCGGCUCAGAAGAGCACCGUCGACACGCGCUGCAGGUUCUCUUCGACCUGCUGGAUUUUGCGGGGUGGAAGGAAGAUGUGAAAGCCUGGAAGUGUCUAAGGAAACAGUUGAAGAGAACCCUGAAAUGUGAUCAGCAAGCCUGGAUCGGAGAUCAGUGGCAGACCAGAAAGAGUUGGUGGCCUGCGUACCACUUCACUGUACUCCAUGCCAAGAAAGACUGCCAGCUGAACGAGGAGCUGGCAAUGGAAAAGGCCUGGGCGGCUGCGAUUUUACUGGGUCACGCAUGCAGUUAUUUUUCUGCCCUCCGCACCCUUGUAAGUAAAGAGCAGAAGACGUACCUUAAGAGCAUAGCGAAGUUUGUGAAGGAGCGCCGACCUGCGCGUCCGGAUUGAGACCGGUCGGACAUCUGGAAUGGAAUCUGUCGCAAUCUACCAGGGCUUAAUAGCGAGACUCUGAUCUCAUUAGAGAAGCGGCUCUCACACUGAGAGGUAUUUCCACGAAACAUGUUGCCCUUUUACCAGCUAACUUCACGUUUCUGUAAAUCACGCUAAUAAAGUUAACUUUCUGUGAAAGUUAUUUUCAGAC
This is a messenger RNA of Spea bombifrons (plains spadefoot toad), 1865 nucleotides long. RefSeq names its product TATA-box binding protein associated factor, RNA polymerase I subunit A (gene TAF1A). The record is from RefSeq and is a predicted model, not a curated record. The coding region runs from base 362 to 1672 and encodes 436 amino acids. Gene Ontology annotation, biological process: transcription by RNA polymerase I. NCBI's taxonomy places the organism in Eukaryota, Metazoa, Chordata, Amphibia, Anura, Pelobatidae. The transcript is spliced from 12 exons. Gene Ontology annotation, cellular component: RNA polymerase I transcription regulator complex.